AUGGCGAAUCCGAACAAUGUUCUUCCUGAUUUUUAUACUAAUCCCGAGAAUCCAUUUUUCUUGCAUCCAAGCGAAAAUCCUGGUUUGGUGCUUGUUUCACCUCCUCUAGAUGAGAGGAAUUACCAUUCUUGGGCCACAUCUAUGACCAUGGCUCUUUUGAGCAAGAACAAAAUCGGUUUUAUUAAUGGCACUCUUCCACCACCACCACCACCGGAACUGGAUCCUUCCUUUCAUGCAUGGCAACGUUGCAAUAUGAUUGUCUUAUCAUGGAUUCAGCGGUCAAUUAGCAGCUCCAUUGCAAAGUCAAUUCUUUGGAUCGAUCGAGCCAGUGAUGCAUGGGCUGAUCUUCGCGGAAGAUUCUCUCACUCUGACAUCUUUCGCAUCUCCGAUUUGCAAGAAGACAUGUAUCGCAUGCAACAAGGUGACAGAGACCGUGAUCAAGUUGUUAGGUUUCUCAAAGGUCUUAAUGAGCAAUAUGCUCAUCCUGUGCGUUCUCAGGUUAUGCUGAUGGAUCCUUUUCCAAACUUAAUUCGAGUUUUUUCAUUGAUAGUCCAACAAGAGAGACAAAUGCAUAGUGGUCUCUUGGUUGAAGAAAAUGGUGAUACCAAAGCUUUUCACAGCUGUUCAGAUAAUCAACAACUAGGGGUAGGCAGGGGCCAUACCACUCCUGAAUAUAUGAAUAAAGGACGUGGUCCAAGUAAGAUGUGCACCUGCUGUGGCAGGCCUCAUCACACCAUUGACACCUGUUAUCAGAAACAUGGUUUCCCUCCUGGUUUUAAGUCCAGGGUUCCCAAAGCCAACUUUGUGGCUCAUUAUGAUACUGGUAAUGAUAUUGGUGUUGUUGAAGAGGUUGACAACCAAGAUGGAAUGAUGACAAUUACUCAUGAGGAAUAUUAG
Messenger RNA from Gastrolobium bilobum, 897 nucleotides. RefSeq lists its product as uncharacterized. Bases 1 to 897 code for a protein of 298 amino acids. The record is from RefSeq and is a predicted model, not a curated record. The transcript is spliced from 3 exons. Lineage: Eukaryota; Viridiplantae; Streptophyta; Magnoliopsida; Fabales; Fabaceae.